ACGGCGAUUUCGUCUUCUCCAGAAGCACCUCAGACGAUGUCAGAAGUUCAGAAGGUCGUCGACGAUGACGAAGACGAUGAGUGGGGAGAUUUUGGAGAAGCCGUGGUGGCUGCAGCCCCAAUUCAGAAUACUAACCCUCCACCUACCGUACCACCGCUCCAGAUGGCUUCUAACGAUGAGGAUGACGACGAUUGGGGAGCAUUCGAUCAGGCUAGACCAUCGACCGAUCGCUCGGAUGGGCCAAGUCAGCUAGCUCACCAGCAAUCGCUAGAGGAUUGGGGAGCAUUUGAGGAGACCCAGAAGACGUCAACCACCAACGAUGACAAUGAGGAUGAUGAGUGGCAAGCGGAGUUUAGCUCGGCUUCCACGGCAUCUACAGUAAUCCCAGCGGAGAAUCUGAAGACGCUUGAAGAGAUGCUGGAAGACGACGCGUUUUGGGACGAUGGAUAUUGUGAGGCUAUGGAGCUAGAAGAAAUCUCGGAGAAUGAUUCUUCUUCUUCUUCUCCGCUGGACAUCCCAGCACUAUUUGAUACGGAAGAGCUUAAAGAGCUGACGAACGAAUUUGAGGACUUGGAGAAGGCGAAAUACUCAAAACUAUGGCUAUCGCUUCGUGUCAUCGAGGAGGCGAUCUCGCAAGAACAGAAGACGUCGACGUCUCCAGCAGUCGACUCCCCAUCAGUUCCAGCCGUGGACUUUGAUUGGGACACGUCCGGCCUGACGAAUCCGAUGAAUCGAGCGAGUAAGCAACUGCACGAAAUGAGCCAAAAGUGUCGACGAUUUGUGUGUAGAGCCACGACUGAUUGCAUAAACUUGUUGAAAUGCAACCUCCUUCUUGCUUCAUUUAACCCCUACAACACAAAAACAAUGCAAAUUCGCUCUGUUGUGAAUGCUCUAACCCACCGCUUUCCUAACCUUUGGAAGCCUUUUUCCCGGAACUUUGGUUAUAAGGAAGCAUACCAGUGCUCGGCGAUCAUCGACGUGGAUUUUCUCGGCAGCAACGGCGUUGCGACAGCGUACACCAGCACGCUGCAACAGGAUUUGGAGCAGUUUGGCCUGACGAAUGGCAGUACAAAAUCGAAUAGCAAUGGCUCAUCAAUCCUCGAAAACCUCAUGUCUCGUGCCAACGACUCCUCCUCCACGACGGGUCGCUACCGUACCCCAGAAGUCCUCUCACUGGACGCCCGUCAGCUACUCGAACGUCUACCCGACCUACAGUACCUCCAGUCGGAAGUCCUCAUGUUCCCCGUCGGCACUAAUCUUCCUCAUUGA
Caenorhabditis briggsae is the source of this 1269-nucleotide messenger RNA. Lineage: Eukaryota; Metazoa; Nematoda; Chromadorea; Rhabditida; Rhabditidae. The record is from RefSeq and is a predicted model, not a curated record. Gene Ontology annotation, cellular component: trans-Golgi network membrane; AP-1 adaptor complex. Gene Ontology annotation, molecular function: clathrin binding. Gene Ontology annotation, biological process: intracellular transport.